This is a messenger RNA of Vitrella brassicaformis, 2247 nucleotides long. The record is from the annotation of a GenBank genome assembly. NCBI's taxonomy places the organism in Eukaryota, Vitrellaceae.
CCGGGAUCUUCCCUCCUUGCCGCUUUCUCUCGCAGAAGGACCUUCUCAUGGGCGCCAAGCGAGGGUCAUUCACGCUGCCAGGCAAUCACCUGUCAAUCAAUGGCUUUUUGUUGGGCGUCGGCCUUCUCGCGUGGGCGCUGAUCUCUGACGGUGGCUGGACACGUAAGCAUAUGACAAGCCACAAACGACAACCAGGCUCCAAGUUAAUGGAAAGCGGCUUGGUGUGCAGGCGUCGCCACUCUUCUCGUGCUCGGCCUCUCGGCGGCGUACCUGCUCUUCCGACUCGUCGGUACGACACCCACGCCCACACGCAGAUCUCUGGAUGUAUCUCAAUGGUCUCACUGUCUGCCGUCAGGUCUCCCAUCGCCCCGCCAUCUCACCCGCUUAUGGCGCUUCAGCAACGGUGACUGCCUCACUGUGCGCAAGGACCACGAAAUGGCCGUGGCGAGGAAGGCCCCCAAGUACGUCACCCCGGCGGCCUUCCGCCAGGCCGUGCAGGAUGGCAAAAAGUGGACGAUCAUCAACGGCAGCGUGUAUGACCUCGCGGGACUCAUCGAGGACGGCAAACACCCCGGUGGCGACUUCCUCGCUGACUUCGUCGGUAAGUGGAGAGUGAGGCAGGCAGGGAGGGAGUGAGGGAGGGACACUUGAAUCACGUGUUCAAACAAGCGUGCACAACGUGGUUGCAGGCAUCGACUCUUCGCUAACGUUCUACACGGCGCAUGUCAAGCAGGAGAGUGUAUGGCGGCGGCUCCGUGUCAGCUGGAUGGGCUACCUCGUCCCCGACGUCGGUGAGGACACAUCGGACCUCAUGUGCAGCCGCGACAAGGCCAUGCACAGCCUCAUCGACGAGUUUGCCGCGGAGGACCUCUUCGCUUACCCGCUGCGCUUCUGGCUGUGGGACAUGUCGGGCCCGCUACUGGUGCUCUGCUCCUUCCUGGCCGCCCAUUGGUGCAUCCAGGGCCGGGUCGCCCCCUCAUCCCUCAACUGGCCGGUGUAUGUGGCGAGCAUUCUUGCGGGGUCGCUGGGCUACCUGCUCGUGCAGUACCUCUGCCACGACGCCGGCCAUCAGUCCGUCUUCGUCACCAAAGAGAGAGCCAGAAGGUGAGGCGAGAGAUUGUACAGCGGGACAGCACACCACACCUGAUCCAUGAUUGGUCGUGCAGGUUCUGCAAGUGGUUUGCCGUGAUAUCCGGCGGCGUCGACUGGUCUGAGGGUGCUGUAGUGCAUGAUGUGCACCAUGCGUUCCCACACGUUCUUGGCCGCGACAAGUCGCUCGACACGACGCCGUUGAUCUACUGGCAUCCCGCCCAGCUGGUGGACGCCUCCCUCGACACCCUAUCCCGCGCCCGCGGCUUUGCCGCUGCCACAGCCGGCUGCUUGUGGUUCUGCGUCAUCCUCUGGCUGUACUGCCCGCUGGAGGUGGCCAGAUCGCUGGUCGAGGCCGCUAGACGGAAGGGCGGCGCCCUCUGCUUCGGCACCAUCGUGCUCCGGCUGCUGGCUCCGUUCGGCCUUAUGGUCCAUUUCGGCGCGUCGGUGCACUACGCGCUGUGGCCGAUGAUGGUUCAGGAGGUGGGGUUCGUGCUGCUGGCCCUGUGUGCGUCGCUCAACCACUUUGCCUUCGACGCCAUCACCGUCCAAGAGUUCCAGGCCGUCACCCACCAGACAGCGGCGCCCGAGCAUGCGAUCCAGAUGCAGGGCUUCGUGGCCCACCAGGCGGGCAUCACACAGAACCACAACAUCGUCGCGCUGGAGCAUGGCUUGCAUGGCUUGGGCGGCUUGGGUGCCGGGGCGGAAGGCAAGGCGCCGUCGGGAAUUCUCAUGCUGGCGCUGGUGGGGUCCUACGACGCGGUCUUAUCUUUCUGGACGGGCCACUUCAACUACCACAUCGAGCACCACCUCAUGCCGUACAUGCCCCGGCGCAACUUGCCCAAGGCCGCGGCGAGGUGCCGGGCCCUCUGCGGCGAGCAGCUGUACGCUUCCGCCAGCCACGCAGAGGGCCUCGCGAUGUUCGUCAACAAGCUCAGCAGACCCUUCUAGUUGAGUAGCGAGGGAGAGAGAGGGAGAACUGAUCUAUCCACGUAUUUGCGCGCGUGCGUUUCUCUCUGUACGUGUGUGAGUGUAUGUGUGUACCUUUCUUUGUCUGCAUCGAUGGAUUGAUUGAUGGAUGCAACGGUGAUGUGUGGUGAGUAUGUGAUUCGUGUAUUGCGGCGGGCCUGUUUUUCGGCCACCCAACGGGCUUUUGGG